Molecule: messenger RNA, 381 nt
Organism: Nicotiana attenuata
Lineage: Eukaryota; Viridiplantae; Streptophyta; Magnoliopsida; Solanales; Solanaceae
Exons: 1
Coding region: 1-381 (126 amino acids)
Source: RefSeq, a predicted model, not a curated record
AUGGCACUGCAUCGGAGACUAGCAACUGUGGAUAGGCUGAUCAAAUGGGGAAUACCAGUACCUGCAGAAUGUGUUCUGUGUAUGACAGAUGAAGAGGAAACUCAUGAUCACUUGUUCUUUGAAUGCUCAUAUUCAAAGUUCAUAUGGAAGCAAAUUUCGAGGCUGUUUGGAAUUGAUCGACAAGUAGGUAGAUGGCAGGAAGAGAUUGAAUGGAUGUCUACAAAAACAAAGAGCAGGAAUACAAAAUGGAAGAUUCUUGGAAAUGCCUUUGCAGCAACAGUAUAUCACACAUGGAUGGAAAGGAACUUACGAAGGUUUCAACAGACAAGGAAAGAAAGUAGGGAUAGAGUUAGAGAAAUUGUAUUGCAUUUACACAUUUAA